Molecule: messenger RNA, 2030 nt
Organism: Coccinella septempunctata (seven-spotted ladybird)
Lineage: Eukaryota; Metazoa; Arthropoda; Insecta; Coleoptera; Coccinellidae
Exons: 4
Coding region: 79-1953 (624 amino acids)
Cellular component (GO): chitin-based extracellular matrix
Molecular function (GO): structural constituent of chitin-based larval cuticle
Source: RefSeq, a predicted model, not a curated record
UAUACACCUCAGUUUUGAUAAAAUCAUAGUCAUUCAACUUCCUAGUGCCUUACAGGUAGAGGUAGACGCAAUUCAAACAUGAAGAUUUUCUUGUUCAUCUCCUGCGCCUUGGCAGUAGCCUCCGCAUCUGUUCUGGGACCAGACGGCCACCCUGUGGAAACCCCUGAGGUUCAGCACGCUAGAGCUGCUCACUACGCUGCUCACGCUAAGGCCUUGGGGCACCUCGGCUAUGGAAUCCCAGUUGCUCACUACGGAGUAGUACCCGGAGUAGUGUCUCUUGAUGGACGCCCAUUGGACACCCCUGAAGUCGCUGCUGCUAAGAUCCAACACUACCACGACUACGCCGUCGCUGCCCAGAGAAACGCUGUGCCUGUUGGACACGCUUUGGUUUACAAUCACCCAGUUGCUACCGGACAUUUGGGUGUGUUAGGCGCUCACCCAAUUGAUACUCCUGAGGUUCAACACGCUAAGGCUGCCCACUUCGCUGCUCAUGCUGAAGCUGCAGCUCGCGCUCACGGUCUGGUCCACUACAGACGUCGCAGAAGCAUAGUCGCCUACCCUCAGCACGUCCCAGUCAUCGACCACAACGGUGUUCCAGUAGAAACCCCAGAAGUCCAAGCUGCCAAAGCCUUCCAUCUUGCCAAACAUGCUGAAGUUGCUGCCAGAUCUGGCCAUUACUUGCAAGCUCCAGUCAAUGUGUACGCCGCUGUUCAUGCCCCACAACCCAUUGCCUACUACAACUCUGUCUCUCCUCUCGCUGGUCUCGCUCUGAGCCCACGUUACGUCUACAACCACGCUGCUGUCGUUGUCGGUCCUGAUGGUCACUUGGUCGACACCCCUGAAGUCCAACAGGCUAGAGCUGAACAUCUGGCUGCACAUGCUGGAGCUCACCAUAUAUACUUAUUAUUCGUGGUGACCUUAUCAGGCCUGACUACUGGUUCUGGUGUGACCAUUGGUCUCCAUCCAGAGCUGCAUCCCAUCCAUUCCCUUUAUCAUUCCCAGGAUUGGCGUGGUCAGUACACCUACGGCUAUGCCACACCGAUGAUAACCCGCAAUGAAGUGAGAAACAUGGACGGUACAACUGUCGGGGGCUAUUCCUACAUGGACUCAAAUGGCGUGCUACAGACAGUACAAUACAAAUCUGAUCCAAUCCACGGUUUCCAAGUUGCAGCUUCAAACUUACCUCAAGACCUUCCAGAUGUAGCAGCAGCUAAGGCCAAACAUUUGGCGUUAUUCAGGACCAUACAGGAAAACCAUGCCGUUGGUGCUGUUCCUCAGGUCGCUCUUCCACAACCUGUCCAGGAACUACCAGAGGUUGUCGCAGCCAGAGCAGCACAUAUGGCUGCUUUAGAGGCUGCAAGAUCAGGGGUUAUGCCUCAACCAGUACAAGAUACACCAGAAGUUGCCAGAGCAAAGGCCGAGCAUUUAGCCUUCUUCGAAGCAACUCGUGUUAGGGAUGAAGCUUUACGUAGAGCAAUCAGUUUGAGUCCAACACCUCAGGGUUCAUCCAGCGUGGUUGCUGUACCAAACCAACCCUCAAAUUCUGCUGACCAGGCCUCUGUAGAUUACAGACCAGCUGCAAAUGUUGCUACACAUGGAACGAAUGGUGAUCUGGGGGUUUAUGCCUAUGGAUAUUCAGGUCCACACAGUAGUCAAAUGGAAACCAAAUCAUCUGACGGAGUGACCAGGGGAGGAUACUCUUAUAUCGAUGCCAAUGGAAUUCUGCAGACUGUGAGGUAUAUAUCUGAUGAUGUCAAUGGUUUUAGAGUGCAGUCCACGAAUCUCCUAACCAAUCCAGUUGGGGCCCGAGUUUUAAACCAACCGCAACAGGCUCCUAAUGAGGAACAAGGUACUAUAUCAUCAAAUCGAGGUGGUUUUCUCAUCAAUGUAGACAACAACUCCAUACAAAAUGAUGACAAAGCCUUACUCUACACUCAGGAGAUUCAAUACUGAGAAUCGUUGAAACUCGACUGUAUUUUCCGUAUUAUUUAAGUUAAGAUAAGGAAUGAUUAAUAAAUGUAGGAAAUUAA